Phoenix dactylifera (date palm) is the source of this 1596-nucleotide messenger RNA. RefSeq lists its product as uncharacterized. The record is from RefSeq and is a predicted model, not a curated record. NCBI's taxonomy places the organism in Eukaryota, Viridiplantae, Streptophyta, Magnoliopsida, Arecales, Arecaceae.
UAAGCACUACUAAAUUAAUGGACGCUAACAGUAGAGCUUCCUCCCAAGCUUUCAGGGGGGCAGCUACGUACGUGCAGCCGUUCAGUGGGUGACAGCAAACAGGUGAUGGAACCUCUAAUCCUCACGGUGGUUGGUGCUGGUGGAGGUCGGCAAAGUGGCCUCGUUUCCACGCUAACGGCCAAAAGUCACCCUCUCACCCUCAGGACCCAACGAACCCCCUCGAAGCUUAGCCGAAUAUUUUACACCCAUAAACAAAUACCCAAAAGUGAAAGCCAGAUACCAGUGAUGACACCAUCUGACGUCCCACCCUCCUCCUUUCCUUCUCCCUCCCCAUCUCGCUCCCCCUCUCUGUAAAGUUCCCAAAGCUCAACGGAGAGAGGGGGAUAGAAUUAAUGGAGAGAGAUGGAAGACCAAGUACGAGAAGUUGAUACUAAUGAUACCGAUCCAUCCCUUCUUGCCAUAGGAGGUGAUGGUUCCGAGGAGGAGGAGGAGGGGCGAGUGAGGCUGGUUCGACCGGGUCCCGACCGGUCGAAGAGCGACGAGUGGAGCGAGGGGGCGGUGGCGAGUCUCUUGGACGCGUACGAGGCCAAAUGGGUGCUCCGGAACCGGGCCAAGCUCAAAGGCCAGGACUGGGACAAUGUGGCACGGCAAGUCUCGGCGCGGGCAGGCUCGACCCGGCCGGCCAAGACGCCGACGCAGUGCAAGAACAAGGUGGAGUCCAUGAAGAAGCGGUUCCGGUCCGAGUCGGCCGCCGGGGGCGGGUCUAGGUGGCCGCUCUUCCCGCGGCUCGACCGUCUGGUCCGGUGCCGGGCCCCGACCACGGCUCUGGUGAUGGUCGACCGGCCGCCGGAGAGACCAACUCCGUCAUCGCACUCGCCGGAGCCCAAAGGGAGAGCUGGGGCAAGGCAGGGUGAGUGUGAAGAAACCAAAGGCAAGGAGCAUAUUAAUGAGCUUCACAAGGAGGGUCUUUGCAACAUGCAACCGUAUGAUCCUUGUAAUGAAGAACAAAAAUUAAAGAAUAAGAGGAGAAGGAGGGAGAGGGAAGAGGAAGAAGGUUGGGAGGUGAUGGAAAGCAUUCCAUGGCUUGCCGAGGUGGCAUUGAGGGUGGAGCAAGCAAGGAUGGAUGCUAUGAGGGAGGUGGAGAGGAUGCGGGCUCAAGCAGAGGCAAAGAAAGGAGAGAUGGACUUGAAGCGAACUGAGAUCAUUGCCAACACUCAACUGAAGAUUGCAAAGCUCUUGGUCGGGUAUGAUGAUACUGUUGAUUCUUCCUUGAGAAUUGGGAGGGGUUAGCUGAAAAAUUCCCAUAAGAGAGGUUAUAUUCUUCUAUAAUAUUGUUCCUGAAACUAUAAUAUGCAUUCUAGCAAUGCAAGCUCAAAUGUGUCUGAAUCAUCAGCAUGUCAGUAUUUAGCAACUGCGCAUGUCAAGAAGCUUUUAAGAAGGAAAGAACCAAGUCGAAUCGCUCUCACAUGUAACCAACCACAACAUUGAAAAGCAAGAGUCUCAUCCACUUGACAUAUGUGACUGAAUCUAUUUCCUAGAUUUCAUUCCUAUAUACUGUUGAAUUUGGAUUGAAAAAAACAGUGUAUUUGACCUUCA